UGUCAUGUGUCAAUCUGAGUUUGGAAUAAAUCAGAUUUGUUUAUUGUGCUAGAAAAGCUAUCCCCAAUUACUAUUGUUUUCUACGCGACCCUUAUAUAUAAUUGUAUGCAAUUGAAUUGAGAAAUAAUUGAAAUGGAUAUUUAUGGAUACGCUGCAUAUCAGUAUAAUCAGUCGGAUGAACUGGCGACGCAAAUGUUUGCUCAACAAGCUCUUGCUUCCUCAGUGCAAUAUCCCGAUUCCCAUCGUGGAUUGCCAGGACAAGAUGCGCACACUAUGCCAGUCCCCACGGGAACACCGUGGAACGUUCAAAGCCUACCAUGGAGCUUGCAAUCUCCUCCUAACCUUGUCCACUUUACAGCACAAAUGGAUAAACCACUCUUACAUUGUAAGAGAAAAAGUACAGAUUUGGAACCCGUAAUACCUUCAAAGCAAUUAAUAACAGAGGAAAAAAUGGCAGCCCAUUUCAACAGUCUUCACAUAUCGGCUGAUUACACACAGCAUUCACUGGCAUCUGAAGAUGUUAUGGAACUGGCUGUAGACCCUGUAUCUAUCUCUGAAAGAUUAAAAGGACACAGAAUUGUGCUCUCCGAGGAUGUUAAGAAGUUGAAAGAUGAGCCUUUGUUACCCCCAACCCUAAUUGAAAGCAUCCAAAAACCCCAAAUGUCCCUAGUGGUUUGGAAGCCUCGUGAAGAAAUCAUUAAAGUUAAAACAGAUGACGAGAAAUCAGAACAAGAUGAAGAAUUCAGAAGAAGAAAUGGUGUUCUUGUUCCACCGGAACCAUCAGGAAUGGAGGUUGAAAUGUGAUCUUUGUAAGUUGUUGUAAUAGUAAGAACUGAUUUGUAUGGUAUAUUUUAGUCAAUAGUAGUAAAGUAACAAACUAUCAUUAUUUUUUAAAUAUAAAAUUUUUCAAUAAAUAUUGAUGAUUGAAAAUUGAUAUGGUUUGAUCAAUAUUUCCAACAAUAUGACAUGUUCUUUAGUGACAAUAUGUAGAAAAUUUACAUGUAUUGCCUCAUAUUAUACUCAUAUAAAAUAAAUAUUUCAUGUUAUUUAAAGAAGUAAUUUACUGUUUAUCUUAGUUCCUGAUAACAUUUGCAUUCAGGUUAUCUUUUUAAUUGUCAAAUAAAGUCUAGUUGUAAUACAAAGUAGAAAUAACCGCUACAAAAAUCAACAUAUAAAACUGUAAGUAAUUAAAUAAGAUACCUCUUAACUAGGCAAAAUUUGAAACAGAAAAUACCCAAAAAUAUUUGAUAAUACCAGUAUAGCCCAGAUUAUUAAACAUAAUUUUUCAGCCUAAAAUAAAAUUGAUUGAAAGGAUAUCAUUUGUAUAAUGCUAUAAAGUAGUUUCAGAUUUUGCCUUACUUUAAGACUGGGAAAGAUCAGAAAAAAAAUCAUCUUUGAUAUUUGUACCCCUCAUUGAGUUGUCUACAGUUUUUAAUGUUGAAAAUCUAAUAUAUUUAAUUAAUAAUGGUUUUAUGUCUUAGAAAUUCUUACAAUAUGUAAUUUUUAAAGUUUAAGUGUAAUUGUGUAAAUAAUUAAUAAUUUUGUAUUCUUGUUAUAUUAGGUAUGUAAGAUCCAUUUCUGCCUUAUUUUUGUCUAUAAGUAAUAAAGAAAGUCACAAUAAA
This is a messenger RNA of Pieris brassicae (large cabbage white), 1622 nucleotides long. RefSeq lists its product as uncharacterized. Lineage: Eukaryota; Metazoa; Arthropoda; Insecta; Lepidoptera; Pieridae. Bases 133 to 804 code for a protein of 223 amino acids. The record is from RefSeq and is a predicted model, not a curated record. The transcript has 3 exons.